GCGAAGCAGGUGCCCGGACAUGGCGAGUCGGACCGAGCCCAGCGGCUGCUCCGGGCGCGGCGGCGGCGGGGCCCCCGGCGUCCUCCCGCUCCCGCUGCUGCUGCUGCUCGCCGCCGCCGCGCUCGUCCCCAGAGGUGAUGGACAGAACUUGGUUACUGAAGAUGUGACGGUAGUGGAGGGAGAAGUUGCCACCAUCAGUUGUCGAGUCAAAAACAGCGAUGACUCAGUGAUUCAGCUACUGAAUCCCAACAGACAGACGAUUUAUUUCAAAGACUUCAGGCCUUUGAAGGACAGCAGGUUUCAGUUAGUGAAUUUCUCUAACAGUGAACUCAGAGUGUCGUUGACAAAUGUCUCAGUUUCUGAUGAAGGAAGAUACUUCUGCCAGCUCUACACCGAUCCCCCACAGGAAAUUUUUACCACUAUGACUGUGCUUGUCCCACCACGCAAUUUGGUGAUUGAUAUCCAGAAAGACAUUGCCACUGAAGGAGAGGAGAUUGAACUGAACUGCACUGCCAUGGCCAGCAGACCAGCCACCACAAUCAGAUGGUUCAAAGGGACCAAGGAGCUAACGGGCAAAUCUGAAGUGGAGCAAUGGUCUGAUAUGUUCACUGUGACUAGUCAGCUUUUGCUGACCGUGGGGCGCGAGGACGAUGGAGUCCCUGUCAUCUGUCUGGUAGAUCACCCCGCUGUCAAAGACUUACAGACCCAGCGCUACCUAGAAGUAAUAUAUAAACCUCAAGUGCGGGUUUUACAGAAUUACCCACUGCAAGGUCUAACGAGAGAAGGGGAGCCACUUGAGCUGACAUGCACAGCUUUUGGAAAGCCACAGCCUACGGAAGUGAAAUGGUUAAGAGUAGAUGAUGAGAUGCCUCAACACGUUGUAGUGUCGGGUUCAAACCUUCUCAUUAAUAACCUAAACAAAACAGAUAAUGGUACAUACCGCUGUGAGGCUUCAAAUGCGGUGGGGAAAUCAUCUGCGGAUUACAUGCUGUUUGUAUACGAUCCCCCCACAACUAUCCCUCCUCCCACAACAACCACCACCACCACCACCCCUACCACCAUCACAGACACAACGGCGACGACAGAAUCGGCAGUUCACGGCUUUACUCGGUUGCCAAAUCCCGCAGAGGAACUGAACUAUGGGGAUCUCUCAGAUUCUCGAGCAGGUGAUGAAGGGUCCAUAAGGGCCGUGGACCAUGCGGUGAUCGGCGGGGUCGUGGCCGUGGUGGUGUUCGCAAUGCUUUGCCUGCUCAUCAUUUUAGGGCGAUACUUUGCAAGACAUAAAGGUACAUACUUCACUCAUGAAGCCAAAGGAGCAGAUGAUGCAGCGGACGCAGACACAGCUAUAAUCAAUGCAGAAGGAGGACAAAACAACUCUGAAGAAAAGAAAGAGUACUUCAUCUAGAUCAGCCUUCGUUUCAAUGAGGUGUCCAACUGUGGACAGUUACUGGCCCAAUUUAGAUGACAGAGACAGUGAUAUUGGAAGUUGCAACCAGCUUGUGUCUUUUUUCUGUUUUUUUGUUUUUGUUUUUGUUUUUGUUUUAAAUGAAUGGGUGGAGAGAUGUCAGACUGGGAGGGUCCGGGAUUGGCUGUGUAAAAAAUGUUAUUUGUAAAGUACACUCUGCUGGUCGACACCUCAGUUUGGGUUUGAUUUUUUGGCCAAGUCCAGCUUGGAUUUAGUUUAGUUAAAUAAUUUGCAGAAAAUUCUGUGCCUUGUUUUGUUUUUUAUUUUAUUUUAUUUUGGGGGGGGCGGGUUAUGUGUGUUGCUUCUUUUUUCCUCCUUUCUGUUCUUUUUUGGAAUUGCCUGCUGGAACCCCUUGGAAUAGAUUUGAUCGUUUUUAGCGUGUUUAUUUUAACGCCACUAUUUUUCUGUUCAAAAUUCAAUCUCAUUGGAGGAGGAGAACCAGCACGCUUUAGAUUUUGUAGUUUGCAAGUCAGUGUAUCCAUAAUACAUUCUUCUCUGUUGUCUUAAAGGCUUGGAUGAAGAAGCUAUGAAAACUGUUUGCGGCUGCCCGUGUUUCAAAUGCUUUCUAGUGGUGGAGAGUAGAAAAUAGGCUGUGACUCAGACAAUGUACUCCGUUGGCUACGGAGAGACAUUACUGCACAGGGUUAUCUGCAAGUGAGGUGUGUCACUGUGAGAUUGAAUCUGUCUUGAAUUCUGUGUUUGUAGACUGCUCAGUAGAGGUACCCUCAUGCUGUCUGGACAAGUUUGGGGCAUGAAGGAAUCCUCUUUGUUGUUGCCGGAAGCAGAACUGACAGAUGAAGGCUGUUCAUUUUAUGCAAGUGGACAAAUUUCAGUUGCCACAGGAGGGAAAGGGGGAAAAAAAAGGAAGUUCUGCUCUGAUUAUUUCUGUUUCAAACAAUUCCAUCAAGCUUUCCCAAUCAGCCUUACUUCUGCCUAAUUUGCUGGAAAAAGAAAAGUCCUCAUGGUGUGCAAAGAGGUCUAAAUGAGCAGAUUCUAUAUUAUUUUUCCUUCUUCUCUUUGUGCUAGUUAGGGAAGGCAGUGGGAUCUGGCCUGCAUGUACUGUAUAUUACAGAUAUUUGUCAUGCUGAGAGAUCCAACCAGAGACUGUGUGAAACUUUAAUACCUUAAGAUUUGAUUUGAUAAAGCAGGAGGGACAGAAGAAGGGUCACUAUUGUUUUCAUGCUGGUGUGCCCUGUUUCUCAGUUCUGCAAAGGUCAGAGCAGGUGGAAAUAACAGCAUGUAGGCUUUUUCAGUCACUUAAUCAAAACUCAAAUGUUGUAUUUUUUUAUCUGUUUACCUUUCAUACACUAGGCCUUGGCCUCAUUCCUCAGCCUUAAGAACCAUUUGCCAACAAAUUACUGAUCCUUGCAUGAAUGCAGUCAUGGUGCACAGUUACUGAAAAUAAGUUACCUAGAAAAUGUUUUAGAUUUGUAGCCUCGGGAGAAACUGGAUACGUGAAGUUGCCUUUUCUUUUCUUUUCCGGUAAAGGAAAUGUGGGGAUUUGCAUUAAAAAUUGCAAGGAAAACAGAUUAUAAAAUAUUUAGGUGAAGAAAAAUUAGUAUUAUGAUGGACCUACAGAUGACAGUCCACAAUGAGAAGAUAGCAUUAAAAAAACCAUGUAUCUAUACUGAACUGUUCAGUGAGUAAUACUGGAUUUUGAAAGACGAAUUUUUAUUAUUGUUACAUUAUGUAGAAAACUUACACUGAUUUAUUUAAGGGAAAAAUUUGCAUCUGUUACAACUUCUUGGGCUUUUAGGAAGCAUUUUUUACAUUUGUGGGUUGUGUUUUUUUAACUUUUUGGCAGAACCACUGCAACGCAAGAGCCUUUUGGGAACGGGUUGGCAUGUAAAAGGGGAAAAAAACAAAUCUAUUCUUGAGCAGUAUUUUGUCUUUUCCCCCUCCCCUCGGAAUCCACAAAAGUAAAGUAAAUUUUGUCAAGUGCAGCUCCCUUUUGAGCUUUCAGCACCAGCUUGGCCCACAGCCACGGGCAAGAAGCAUUUAGCAUUUUAGUGGAAGGUUUUGGGGGGAGACUUUUUUACACACUGAUCACAGAAUUGGCAUUCUGGUUUUUUUUCCGACCAGCCCAUCUUUCUGUUUUGAAAGUGUACAGUAGUGCAGUGUUACCGAUGUAACUUUGACUUACAAUGUUGACAUGUCUCAGGUUCAUGUGUUUUGAUUGGUGUUUUCCGUCUCAGGUAGAUUGCAAAAUUUUCGGCCUCACACAUUGGAAGAGAACUAAAUAAAACAAAAAACCCCAGGAAAUUAUGGAUUUUAGUUGUAUAUUGGUUUAUGUAUUUUUUUUCUUCAGUAUACAGUGCGCUGUUGAAAUGUAUUGUUGAGUAUUACUUUGUACAGGUUUAGAUCAUAAGGGUUUUUUUUAAGAGUGUAGAAAGAACAAACUUUUUCUUUAAUGAAGGAUGUGUAACUGAUGGCAAAGAAGCUUGUUCUUUACUCACCUGCCCUUGUUGUUUUUUCCCCCUUAGGCCAGUUCUGUUUUCAGGUGUCCAUGGACGAUGUUACAGUGUAAGAAAAUACAUAUCCAUAUGUUCCCAUUCACAUUUUGUAUUGGUUCAUGUAUAUCAUUUUUACAAACAGAGAAGUACUAUAAAAUAUCUGUCUUCUUAAUAAAAAAAAAUUAAUGUUACAAAACUAUUCUUUAAUCUCACUUUUCAGUCUUCACUGCAACUAGCCACCAUGGCUGAGGAGGUGAAGUCCAUUCUUGGCUCGCCUACGGUGAAAUUCCAGUUUAAAAACUUGUUGUGGGUUUCCCCCAAGAUCUAUGGCAGCCUAAAAAUAAAUCUCCCUUCUUUAAUCCUCCCUCCCCGUCUUUUGACCUGUUUCUCUCUCGCUGUUCUGACUCACAAGUGGUUGUUAGGCAGCCAUCAUAACCCAAGCCAACGCUAUUCUUUGGCCAAGGCAGCAGUGCUAGUUAGAGCCACAGCACCUUGUAAUGUUUAGGGCAACUAGACAACAUGCCGAGUCAGCCAGAACAUGCCGCUGUUGUGUGCAUUUGUAUUUUUAAGUCCCUUCUGUGAUCACUGACCUAUGUGUCUUGUAUGAUUUCAAAUAGCUCAUGUAAAGAUGCCUUAAAUUUUCAUAAUUAAAAAUCCUUUUUAUUAA
Messenger RNA from Gopherus flavomarginatus (Mexican gopher tortoise), 4585 nucleotides. It is a transcript of the gene CADM1, whose product is annotated as cell adhesion molecule 1. Lineage: Eukaryota; Metazoa; Chordata; Testudines; Testudinidae. Gene Ontology annotation, biological process: cell recognition; detection of stimulus; susceptibility to natural killer cell mediated cytotoxicity. The coding region runs from base 20 to 1405 and encodes 461 amino acids. Gene Ontology annotation, cellular component: neuron projection; plasma membrane; synapse. The transcript is spliced from 12 exons. The record is from RefSeq and is a predicted model, not a curated record. Gene Ontology annotation, molecular function: signaling receptor binding.